Alnus glutinosa is the source of this 1643-nucleotide messenger RNA. Its product is annotated as cytochrome P450 94A2-like. The transcript has a single exon. Gene Ontology annotation, molecular function: oxidoreductase activity, acting on paired donors, with incorporation or reduction of molecular oxygen; heme binding; iron ion binding. The record is from RefSeq and is a predicted model, not a curated record. The coding region runs from base 60 to 1604 and encodes 514 amino acids. NCBI's taxonomy places the organism in Eukaryota, Viridiplantae, Streptophyta, Magnoliopsida, Fagales, Betulaceae.
ACAAAAACACAUAAAAGAUCUCAGUAAGGAGUAAGGAGCUUUCCAAAUAUAUAUUAGCCAUGUCGUUCCUCCAACUCUUAGCCUCGUUUUCUCUUCUCAUCCUUCUUUCCAUAGUUUCCAUCCUCUUCCUCACCAAAGCUUCAGCACGCAAAAAACAAUCAUCUCCACCACCCACCAUCAGCCUCCCAAGAUCCUACCCUAUAAUCGGUUCAUUCUUGGCCGAGCUUGCCAACCGUAACCGCCGUCUCCAAUGGCUCUCAGAUAUCCUCCAAAUCUCACCUUCCGCCACCUACGUCCACCACCAAUACUUUGCCAAGCGCCAGGUCUUAACCGCCAACCCUGCCGUCGUCCAGCACAUCCUCAAGACCCACUUUCAUAACUACGGCAAGGGAGACGACUUCCACCGAACCCUCAAAGACUUCCUCGGCCAAGGCAUCUUCAACGUGGACGGCGAGUCCUGGAAGUUCCAAAGACAACUCGCUAGCCAUGAGUUCAACACCAAGUCUCUACGCAAGUUCGUCGAGACGGUCGUGGAAACUGAGCUCUCUGACCGCCUCAUCCCUAUCCUCUCCUCAGCUGCCGCAACCGGAACUAUCCUAGACUUCCAAGACAUUCUUCAAAGGUUCGCCUUCGAUAACAUAUGUAAAAUCGCUUUCGGGUUCGACCCCACCUACUUGUUGCCCUCUCUUCCACAAACCAAGUUCGCUCAAGCUUUUGAAGAAAGCGUCAAGAUCAGUAGUGAGAGGUUGGAUGCAUUAAUCCCAAUCGUUUGGAAAAUCAAGAAGGUGUUAAACAUUGGGUCCGAGAAGCGUCUGAGAAUCGCACUGUCAGAAGUUCAAGAAUUUGCCAAGAACAUAAUAAGAGAAAAGAAGCACGAGCACAAAGAGAAUGCCUUGCUCGAUUCCGUAGACCUCUUGUCAAGGUUCUUGAGCUCCAACCAAUCGAACGAGACCUUCGUGAUGGACAUAGUGAUAAGCUUCAUACUUGCUGGGCGUGACACUACCUCCUCGGCUUUGACAUGGUAUCUCUGGCUACUUUCCAAGAACCCGCAUGUUGAGUCUGAGGUUCUGAAGGAAAUCCAAAAUAAAUCCAAAGCGCCUAUUUACGAUGAAGUCAAAGACAUGGUGUACACUCAUGCUUCUUUGUGUGAAAGUAUGCGGUUGUACCCGCCUGUCCCGUCAGACACGAAGGCGGCACUAAAUGAUGACGUUUUGCCAGAUGGCACGAUGGUGAAGAAGGGAAAUAGAGUGACGUACAUGCCGUACGCGAUGGGGAGGUUGGAGACUUUGUGGGGGUCUGAUUGGGCCGAGUUCAAGCCUGAGCGGUGGCUUGAGAAGGACGAGGCAGAGAAUAGCCAGUGGAAGUUCAUGGGGAGAGACGCGUAUACGUACCCAGUUUUCCAGGCGGGGCCGAGGAUUUGCUUGGGGAAAGAGAUGGCGUUCUUGCAGAUGAAGAGGGUACUUGCAGGCUUUCUCCCGCAGUUCAAGGUGGUGCCGGUGGUGAAGCAAGGCAUGGAGCCGGAGUUUGUUCCGCAAUUGACUGCCAAAAUGAAAGGUGGUUUCCCAGUUAAGAUUGUGAAGAGGGAAUGGAAUGCAAGAGAAUAAGAAUUUACGUAGAUAUGGGUUUUUUUUUUUUUUUUUUUU